AUGCCUAUUGUUGGAAGAACAGAGUGGCAGAAGCUGCCCGUCACUUUAGGGGAGCUUUGCAUCAACACCACACUAAGAUGUGGGCAGUCUUUCAGAUGGCAGAAGAUUAACCAUGAAUGGACCUGCACAUUACACGGGAGACUCCUUCAUCUGAAACAGGAUGCUACUCAUCUGCACUAUCAAGUCACCUUCCCAGCACCCAAACCUAAGACGUUGCCACCAAGCGAUACUGAAGCUCUUUUACGGCAUUAUUUCAACCUGGAUACAAGUCUUGAACCUCUGUACAAACAAUGGUCAGCUGCGGAUUCCAAUUUCCGCAAGAGAGCUCCUCAAUUCCAAGGUGUUCGCAUUCUCAGUCAAGAUGCUUGGGAAACGUUGAUAUGCUUCAUCUGCAGCAGCAAUAACAACAUUACAAGAAUAUCACAAAUGGUACACAAGUUGUGCCGGCAUUACGGGCCCCUCAUAGCUCAUAUGGAUAAUGAGCCCUUCCACGACUUUCCCACUCCCCAAGACCUUAUAGGUGAUGACGUGGAAACAAACCUUAGAGCCUUGGGGUUCGGAUACCGAGCCAAGUACAUCGCCGAAACAGCACGGAUGGUCGCCAAGGAGAAGCCUGAUAACUGGUUGGAAAGCCUUCGAAAUCCAGAAUUUCCUGGCUUCAACACAACACCCGUGCCAAAAGAGCAACAUGCAUCCUAUAAAGAGGCACAACAACAAUUGCUCUCCUUGAAAGGAGUUGGUCCAAAGGUUGCCGACUGCGUAUGUCUCAUGGGUCUUGGCUGGGGGGAGGCAGUACCAGUCGAUACUCACGUCUGGCAAAUUGCACAACGAGACUACAAAUUUGGCAAGUCAAAAGUCAAGACGCUAAACAAGGCCACUUACGAUGCUGUUGGGGAUCAUUUUCGAGAUCUAUGGGGAUUAUAUGCCGGGUGGGCUCAUUCUGUUCUCUUUACCGCUGACUUGAGGGAGUUUGCGGCUCAGGCCAGGAAGGAAGAAGAUGAGCCUACUGUGAUAAAGAUAGAGAUCGGUUCUAUCGAUGAACAUACCAGGACAAGAACGAAGAAGACGAUCACUAUUACAGACAGCGACACUGUGGUGAAGGAAGAAACCCCGAUCGUUACGCCCAAAGAUGAACAAGGGGUUGAGGAGAUUAAGCAAAUGCGAAGAUCAAAAAGACUGCGCACUUCAUAA
Molecule: messenger RNA, 1191 nt
Organism: Fusarium sp. VM40
Lineage: Eukaryota; Fungi; Ascomycota; Sordariomycetes; Hypocreales; Nectriaceae
Source: the annotation of a GenBank genome assembly